Molecule: messenger RNA, 1525 nt
Organism: Sander lucioperca (pikeperch)
Lineage: Eukaryota; Metazoa; Chordata; Actinopteri; Perciformes; Percidae
Exons: 4
Coding region: 173-913 (246 amino acids)
Source: RefSeq, a predicted model, not a curated record
UGUGCUGUUCAACUAAUAGUUGAAAUUGAUGAAAUGGAACUAUUUCUUUUGUAGAAACAGUUCCAGUUGAAACUCUUCUUAGUGGAUUGUCCAGAGACAUUUCUGAGAAGAUGCAUGCUGAGCUCAGUUCAUAAAUAGCCUUACCACUUCCUCAUAUGGCACAUUUUGCAAAAUGGAGCUUGUCGUACUUCUCUGUGCUGUUUCUCUGCUGCAUUCAUGUGAAGCUCGAGAGUCCAGUGCUGUGACUCCUGUGUUUGUGCAGAAGAGAGAGGAUGUCCUUCUGAAUGUCACAAUAGCUGAUAUUCGUGAAGAAGAUACUGUUAUCUGGAAAUUCAAUAAUAAAGCUAAUUUAGCACGAUUUUUACCUGGUAUAGGACCAAAAGUAUCUGAUGAUUACUCUGAAAGGAUUGAGUUGCUUGAGAAAUACUCUGUGAAAUUGAAGAAUCUACAAGAGGCAGACAGUGGAGUUUAUACUGCAGUAGUGUCUGGGGAUACAGAUAAACAAAUAACUGGAUACAAGAUCACAGUUCAAGAUCCAGUGUCUCCAGUUAAACUGUCAGUGGACUCUGUGUCUAGCAGCUCAGACUGGUGUAACCUGACAGUGAGCUGCAGAGCACAGGACUCUCACAUUAACAGCACCUUUAGAUGUCUCAACCACACCUGCAGUCAGGAGGGAGGAGAGAGAUCACAGGGCACACCCUCUGCUGUUGAUCUCCAUGUCUACCUGUCCACUGGCUCCAUCAUCUGUAACCAUAGCAACCAGGUCAGCUGGACCAAGGACAUCGAAAUAAUUAAACAUUUCUGCCCCCGACAUGCUGGUCCAGAGAGUGUCUCUGCUGGUAUCUCCGUGUGCCUGCUGAACACAGCCGUGUUCUCCAUCAGUCUGAUCAUCACGUGGGUGCAAACAAUGUAAGAUUUAAAAAAUAUUUGUACAAAAUCUGGGAAGAAUGUAUUUCAACUCCUUUGUAAAGCUUAAAUGAUACUUUAAAUUGAAUUUUGCAAGUAUAACUUCAUGUAAAUAUUGUUUCUUUCCAAGAAAACUCCACAGGGCAUCUUUUACGAAAAUGCUUAUGAUUCUUAAUUACCCAUUGAUUAUACCCAAUAAUCACUGUGCUCACUUUGUAAAUAAAAUGAUUGUACAGAGAUGUUUCACAAUACUUUAAGAGCAUGUUAUCUCCUUAACAAAAAAAAUUACAUUCAUAUUCUUAUCAUUAAGAGAAAAGAUACAAGAAAUAGCCUUGAUAUAAUCCUGAAUGUUAUUAACAAUGUUGUAACAAUAUACUGUUAUGUAUGUUUAUAUGUACAGUAUGUUAUUAUAUUUGUUCAUCUUUGGGUGACUGCAGUUUCUGCUACAUGCACCAUUAUCUGAGAUUCAUUAAAGCUAUACUCAUAUUAUAUUUUGUGGUGAUUUUGUGAAUUCAUGGAAAGAGCCACUGACUUCCACCCCCCUGGUAUAUUGUGAGUUUUUCAGCAAGGAAUCCAUCAGUGCUACUGUAUUGUUAUAGGAAACACGCUGAAUGUAAAA